AUGGCUGCCACGAUCAAAUUCCCAACAUUGUUAUUGUUAUUAUACAUAUUUUCAUCUUCAUUUGUAUUACAAUCAUCUUCUCAAUUCACCCCUCAAAACAUUCAAGUUUUUUAUCCAUUUCCCCUUCCUCCUCCUCCACCACCACCACUUCCACCACCGCCACCUCCAAUACUGCCGCCACCACCAACAGAUGAUACAACAGGUACACCCACACCUCCUCCUAUGCCCAUCACCACCCCUGGCCCAUCAAAGUCAUCUAACAAAACAGUUGCUACAGCAGUUGCUGCAACUGCAGCAAGUACUUUAGUUUUAUCAGGGUUGUUCUUCUUAGUGCUCGUGAGAUAUAAACGCUACAGGAAGGAUAAGGAGAAACCAGAUUUACAGGGUGGAAGUGUCGAAGGAAAUAGCCGUGACCCAGUUUUGAUGAUGAAUAGCCGUGAUCAGUUUACAAGAUUUGAAGGGGUCAAGGGGGUGAUCGUCGAUGAAGAGGGAUUGGAUGUUCUUUAUUGGAAAAACCUUGAUGAUGAUGGGAACAAAAAAGCAAUCUUUAAGAAAGAAGUCCCAAGAAUGCGUGAGAAAGAGGAAGAAAAGAAAGUAAUGAGGGUCACCCAUAGCGGAAGAAAGUCAAAGAAAUUUGAUGUUCAAAAUCAGGAAGUUCCUUUACUUAGAGGAAAAUCUUCAGGGUCUCAUGUUUGGCCACAGGGAGAUGAAAUUGAAAGUCAAAAUGUUUCUCCUCCAGUCGUAAAUCAAGAAAUCUUAAUGACGAGUCAGCUAUCAUCACGGUCUCCACCACCAACACCGCCACCUCCCCCAACACCACCUUCAACACCACCACCACCACCACCUCCACCACCAGCGCCUCCAGUUGCAUUGGAAAGAAAAAGUCAUGUGCCCCCACCAAUUUUACUACCUAAAACAGGUGUUCUGACUUCAUCAUCCAUACCAGCACCGCCGCCGCAGGUCAAACUCAAACCACUGCAUUGGGACAAAGUCAAUGCUGAUGUGGGACAUCCCACGGCAUGGGACACAUUGGAUAAGGGUUCUUUCAGAUUUAAUGGUGAUCUCAUGGAAGCACUUUUUGGAGCCGUGGCUGUAAACAAAAAAUCACCGCGGGAGAACAACAGCUCGCCAUCUCCAAGAACUGAAUUGAAAUCAGGUCCACCCUCUCAAAGAUUCAUCCUUGAUACCCGGAAAUCACAAAAUAUAGCGAUAAUUCUUCGAUCGUUAGUUGUUUCUAGACAAGAAAUCAUUGAUUGCCUCCUUGAUGGUAAAGGACUAGACAUAGAUACCCUUGAAAAACUCACUCGAAUCAGUCCAACAAUGGAAGAAGAACAACUCAUUCUCUACUAUGAUCAGGACAUUACGAGGCUAGCGGAUGCUGAAUCCUUCCUUUACCACAUCUUAAGAGCUGUUCCCUCAGCUUUCACUCGAUUCAAUGCUAUGUUUUUUAAGUUAAACUACACCUCAGAAGUAUCCCAGAUCAAGAACACUUUACAGACACUUGAAACAGCUUGUAAAGAGCUUAAAAAUCGAGGGCUUUUCGUGAAACUACUAGAAGCAAUACUAAAAGCCGGAAACCGAAUGAAUGCAGGAACUUCGAGGGGAAAUGCUCAAGCUUUUAAUCUGAAUUCACUCCUAAAGCUAUCUGAUGUUAAAAGCAGUGAUGGGAAGACAACUUUGCUUCACUUUGUUGUUGAAGAGGUCGUUCGUUUAGAAGGAAAACGUUGUAUGAUCAAUAGAAAUCACAGCUUAAGAAAUAGUACUGCUGGCUUAACCAGUGAUGCAUCUAGAGGCAAGGAUUACAUCAUGCUUGGAUUGCCUAUUGUAGGGGGGGUAAGUUCUGAGUAUUCGAAUGUCAAGAAAGCUGCCGGAAUUGACUAUGACACCUUCUCGAAAUCAUGCUCAGGGUUAAGUGAUCGUUUGACUGAAAUCAUGAAUAUUGUGGAAGAAUGCCGCAGUGAUGGUGGUGGAAGAGGUUUUGUCAGGGAAAUGGAGAAGUUUGUCGAGAGGGCACAACAGGAAAUUAAAGUUUUGAAGGAAGACAGAGAACGGGUUAUAGAACUUGUGAAGAAAACAAACGAGUAUUACCAAUCAGGGGCUUCAAAAGAUAAAGGAAAGAAGCAGUUUCAACUGUUUGUGAUAGUGAAGGCGUUUCUUGAAAUGGUUGAUAAGGCUUGUGUUGAGAUUGCUGUAAAACUGCAAAAGAAGAGAAAUGGCCGCGAAGAGGAGACGGAAAAGGUAUUGCCGAUGCCCACGUCACCAAACCGACCGUCGGUGAAGUUUCCAGUAUUGCCCCCAAAUUUCAUUAGUAGCAGUUCGAGUGAUUCGGAUGAAGACUUAUAACUUUGUAAGUAAGAAAAGGAAAAAAGUACAGAAACUAUUAUUUGUUGUGUGCAUUUGUAAUGAGGAAAUCAAAUGUAUUGAUGUUGAGUUCAUUCUUUUCAAAUUCUUAUGUAAUCAUUACUUUUCAUGGUUCAAAUGCGUUAAGUUUAAACACAAAAA
Messenger RNA from Erigeron canadensis, 2502 nucleotides. RefSeq names its product formin-like protein 8. Bases 1 to 2343 code for a protein of 780 amino acids. The transcript is spliced from 2 exons. Gene Ontology annotation, molecular function: actin filament binding. Gene Ontology annotation, biological process: actin cytoskeleton organization; actin nucleation. The record is from RefSeq and is a predicted model, not a curated record. Lineage: Eukaryota; Viridiplantae; Streptophyta; Magnoliopsida; Asterales; Asteraceae.